AUGAACCCGGCUGCAGAGGCGCGUGCGGGUAUGCUCCAUCCUCAGAGCGUGCCCCCCACCCGUCCCGAGGAGUUCCUGCUGAUGCCCAGCCCGCUGGUGUGCCAGCGUGCAAAGCCAUACCUCAUCAACAUGGUUACCUCAGCUCCUGCCAACCAGCGAGCCCGCCAAGCUAUCAGGGACACCUGGGGAGGGGAGGUGGGGGUGAGAGGUCAGCGUGUCAUGACCUUCUUCAUGGUGGGCGUCACUUCUGACCCUGGGAUGGGUAAGAUUCUAAUAGAAGAAGCCCGGGAGAAAGGAGAUCUAAUUCAAGGGCGGUUUUUGGACAACUACUCCAACCUGACUCUGAAGACCCUGUCCAUGCUGAGCUGGACCCGCAGGUUCUGCCCACAGGCUCACUUCAUGGCCAAAGUGGAUGAUGAUGUGUUGUUCAACCCCAGCACCCUCUUACACUUUUUGAACAGAAGCCGGAACCCCUACGAGCAGGAGGACUUGUAUCUGGGCAGGGUGCAUCUCCAUGUUGCUCCUGACCGUAACCCGGACAGCAAACACUACCUCCCCUCAGGAGCCUACCCUCUGUCAGUCUUCCCAGACUAUUGCAGUGGAACAGCGUAUGUUCUGUCUCGCUCUGCGCUGCUAAAAAUCUCCCUGGCAGCCUCUGCCUCCCCCCUGUCCACACCCCUUCCCCCCGAGGAUGUGUUUGUGGGUCUUUGCGCCCGGACAGCAGGAGUGCUGCCCACGCACUGCCCGCUCUUCUCUGGUGGUCCAGGUGUGCCAUACGGGCGUUGCUGCUACCAGGCCAUGGUGUCCAUACACCACACAUCACCCAAAGAGAUGCUGCAGUACUGGACCGAAGUUCAUACGUCACCCCCCUGCUCCUGGCUGAGGCUAAGGGCCUCUCUGGGAGUGUGCAAAGUGAAGGCAAUGCUGAGCUCAGCCUUGAGGCUAUGA
Messenger RNA from Oryzias melastigma (Indian medaka), 948 nucleotides. It is a transcript of the gene b3galt4, whose product is annotated as UDP-Gal:betaGlcNAc beta 1,3-galactosyltransferase, polypeptide 4. The transcript has a single exon. Gene Ontology annotation, molecular function: N-acetyl-beta-D-glucosaminide beta-(1,3)-galactosyltransferase activity. Bases 1 to 948 code for a protein of 315 amino acids. Lineage: Eukaryota; Metazoa; Chordata; Actinopteri; Beloniformes; Adrianichthyidae. Gene Ontology annotation, cellular component: membrane. The record is from RefSeq and is a predicted model, not a curated record.